UUCGUGCAAUCCCAAGACGUCGACAUUAGCGCUGCUGAAAACAUGACGUCGCAACUGGUCCGUCGUUUCCUCGUCCAGCUGUUUACUGACAUGAAUUGAUGAACGGAUGGAAAGCGUACCGGGCACGAAGGCUUUCUUCACGAUGCUCGCCGUCAUGGUGAUGGGACCAGAGGAACACCACAUGCAGCACAGAGACAUGGUGUUGGAGCCGGAGAGAGGAGCCUGCAGACAACACAGUGGAACAUCUGGGCAAUGGACAUAAAUGUUAGCUCUGUACGUGUACGAGUACCUGCUGCACGUAGGAGCACAGAAGUCAGCACAGACCUUCCUCUCAGAGAUCCGAUGGGAGAAGAACAUCACAUUAGGAGAACCUCCGGGGUUUCUCCACUCAUGGUGGUGUGUCUUCUGGGACCUGUACUGUGCGGCUCCAGAGAGAAGAGACACAUGUGAACACUCCAGUGAGGCCAAGGCCUUCCAUGACUACAGCGCGGCAGCAGCUCCCAGCCCCGUGCUGGGGACCCUUCCCCCGGGAGAGGGUAUGCCAGUGGGGCCAGUCCCUCCAGGGUUCUUUCAGCCGUUUAUGUCACCUCGAAACCCUGGAGGACCCAGACCACCUCUCCGAUUACCCAAUCAGGGACUUGGGGUCCCGGGAGGCCAGCCUAUGUUACCCAGUGGUAUGGACCCCACAAGACAGCAAGCACAUCUAAAUAUGGGAGGGCCGAUGCAGCGGAUGACUCCACCCAGAGGCAUGGUACCGCUCGGGCCCCAGGGUUACGGAGGUGGGAUGAGACCACCGCUGAACGCCCUGGUUGGUCCCGGGAUGCCUGGUAUGAACAUGGGACCUGGUGGGGGUAGACCGUGGCCAAAUCCUCCAAACUCCAAUUCGACCCCUUACUCGUCUGCAUCUCCAGGAAGUUAUGUGGGACCUCCAGGAGGAGGGGGGCCACCAGGGACCCCAAUUAUGCCAAGUCCAGCAGAUUCAACCAACUCCGGCGACAACAUGUACACGAUGAUAAACACAGUCCCUCCAGGUGGAAGCCGACCAAAUUUCCCGAUGGGUUCAGGUGGUGACGGUCCACUCGGGGGAAUGGAGCCCCAUCACAUGAAUGGGUCUUUAGGUACAGGGUCAGGCGAUAUGGACAGUCUCCCAAAGAACUCUCCUGGGAACAUAAGUAUGAGUAACCAGCCCGGCACCCCCAGAGAGGAUGGAGAGAUGGGAGGAAACUUCCUCAACCCUUUUCAGAAUGAAAAUUAUUCUCCAAACAUGACGAUGAGCGUGUGAAGGCUCUGGAAAAGCAGGUUUGGUUCAGUUGCCUAGUAACCUGGAUCAGUAAAAAGCAGAGAGACGGGAUGUGAUGUCAUCUAGGCCGGUGACUCUUCCUCCACCACCACCGCCGGCCUAGACAGGACAUUUGCCGUCGGCCCUGUCCUCCUCCUGUCCCCCGACCCCACCCCUCCAUUGUUUCUGCUCUUCUCUCCUAUUCCUUCUCCCGUUCAAAGUGGUGACUCUGCUACAUUCAUCAGUUCUUCCUCUGCAACUAAGAGACUGUACAAAGAAACCAAAUUGAAACAACCUGCAGGGGAACUCCUUGUAUAUUUGCAAACAGUGUGUAUGAGUCACAUCUGAUAUCGUUUGUCUUUUCUUAAGAAUAGAAAAGAUAAUUGGAGACACGUCACAGUCAUAAUACCAGGAGGUUUACUUCUUUUCAACGUCUGUGUCCUCUAAAUCUUUCAAGCCGCCGACAUUGUGUUUUUUAUUUUAUACAAUGGGUCGUUUUUUAUUUUAAAUUCCCAAACUCAAAACAAAGAGUUUGCUGUUUACUCAUGAUUAAGGCCUCCACACCACCUAGAAUGUGUCUGCAUUUUAAAUAUGAAGUCACAUUGAAUGGUAAAAAAAAAAGAGAAGGUGUGUUUAAUGCUUAAAGCGAAACUAUGCAACUUGUGUUGGUCGUAGUAAAAAAGUAAAAACGACAGUAUGCUAAAAUUGACCAAUAGUGAGACUUUGACUUCCACUCUCUUUGAAGAGGAAACUUCAAAUUUCAAAAGUUGCAUAGUCAUGCUUUAAACCUUUACCGGGCGAGAGCAUCGACACAAAGGUCCCAUAGAGCGAUGUCACAUGUCACCAAACCGAGGGGACACUGAACCUUGCUGUCAUACUAUAUGUGAUGUUGAUUUUUUCUUUCUUUCUGUUGCUAAAUCCUCUCCCAUCUCAAGUUAUUUCAACUUUUAUCCAAGUGAGUUAUCAUUUUACAUAUUGGAGUCACAGUUGCAUAAUGGAUACGACGGCCCACAGUCUCAUACGUGACGUGUUCAAGAGAGACGGAGAGCAGAAAGACCGACGGACAGGACGAGAGGCAACGGCAAGACGCAAAGCUCGUGAAAUCACUCUGGUCACUCGUGCUUCAUCGCCAUCCGGAUAAACUGUGAUCUCAGCGUGACGUGAAAGGUCGGCUGGUACAGAAAGCAAAAAUAAGCUCGUUUUUGAUUCAUUAUUUCUCAAAUUCUUUCACUGCCCAAGAUGUGUUCUCGUCACGUAGAAAACGGUUGCCGUGCCUGUGGACAUUCUCGUCUCCUCUUCCUCACCGCAACGUGUACAGCUCACAAAUGUAGCUCCUCUGUCUUGUACGUGUGUUUUAUAUUAUUAUUAUUAUUUAAAGAAAAAUCUGGAGAUAAUUAUUGCAAAGGGAGGGGUGGACUGGUGACGCACCAUCCCGAUUGAACAGAGAUAUUUUAUUUGGUGUUUGUGUUAGAUUGAAGCCAUAACUGAGAGUAUAAGAAGAUGCAUUUGUACAUUGGAUCAUGUUUUCUGUUUCGUGGCAGUACAUGGGACUUCAUUUGUGAUGUUAAUUUUCUCUUUUUUAUUCUUGUAUUAUGUUUUUGUAAAUACACAGAGAAGUAUUUCAUGGGUUUUGAAUAUGCUACUAUAAAGCUUCUCUUCCCGUA
Messenger RNA from Pseudoliparis swirei, 2943 nucleotides. It is a transcript of the gene ssbp2a, whose product is annotated as single stranded DNA binding protein 2a. Gene Ontology annotation, molecular function: single-stranded DNA binding; protein binding. NCBI's taxonomy places the organism in Eukaryota, Metazoa, Chordata, Actinopteri, Perciformes, Liparidae. The transcript is spliced from 18 exons. Gene Ontology annotation, cellular component: nucleus. Gene Ontology annotation, biological process: positive regulation of transcription by RNA polymerase II. The record is from RefSeq and is a predicted model, not a curated record. Bases 263 to 1282 code for a protein of 339 amino acids.